This is a messenger RNA of Perkinsus marinus ATCC 50983, 999 nucleotides long. Its product is annotated as riboflavin-specific deaminase, putative. Gene Ontology annotation, molecular function: zinc ion binding; diaminohydroxyphosphoribosylaminopyrimidine deaminase activity; 5-amino-6-(5-phosphoribosylamino)uracil reductase activity. The transcript has 5 exons. Lineage: Eukaryota; Perkinsozoa; Perkinsida; Perkinsidae. The record is from RefSeq and is a predicted model, not a curated record. Gene Ontology annotation, biological process: riboflavin biosynthetic process. Bases 1 to 999 code for a protein of 332 amino acids.
AUGGCCAGCCGCCGAGCCACCGCUUACACCGAUGAGGAUUUCAUGAGAAUGGCCCUAGUAGAGUCGGAGGAAGGAAGAAUGACCACUCCCCCAAACCCAUGGGUCGGUUGUAUACUGGUCCAGCAUGGCCAGGUGGUGGUUGGUAAAGGGCAUCAUGUCAGGAAGGGAGGACCUCAUGCUGAGGUCAAUGCCUUGAGGGAUAUGAUUCAGAGUGGGUCCACGUUAACGGCUUACGUCACUCUGGAGCCCUGUUCACAUUAUGGGAGUACUCCCCCGUGCUGUGAGGCCUUGAUAGAGGUUGGUGUGGGUAGGGUGGUGGUCGGUGUGGAAGACCCUGACCCGAAGGUUUCGGGAAGAGGAAUUCAACGAAUGAGGGAGGCAGGGGUUGACGUUAAGACUGGUUGCUUAACAGGGGAGAUAAGAGAGUCUUUAAGGGCGUAUUUGAAGCAAAGGGCCAUGGGGCUUCCCUUAGUAGUGGGAAAGGCCGCAGCAUCGCUUAAUGGGAUGGUGUGCUGUGAGAACGGUAGUAGUCAGUGGAUAACGGGAAGGGAGGCCAGAGAGGAUAGUCAUCGUACUCUGCGGGCCCUAUCACAAGCCAUAGUGGUAGGGGUUGGUACGGUAUUAGCAGAUGAUUGCUCGCUAACUGUGAGGGGCGUGGAAGGAUUGGAAAAGCAGCCGUUGCGGGUGGUAUUGGAUCCUAGUGCGCGUAUCUUGCGCACAGCGAAGAUUCUGAACACGGAAGAGGCCCCGACGCUUGUAGUGGUUGGAAGAGGAGCAGAUAGAAGUGGUCUUGAGAAGGUGGAAAUACUAGAGGUCGAAUUGGAUCAGAAUGGUGAACUGGACUUGGGGGGUGUUUUGAGGCACCUAGCUGAUCGUGGGGUUUUCCAAGUAUUGGUAGAAGGCGGAGCGAAGACGCUUACUAAGUUCAUAGAGAAAAAGAUGGUGGAUGAAUUGGUGGGAGCGGCGGAUCUCCUUUCUACCUUUCACCAUCGCCACUAA